Messenger RNA from Wickerhamiella sorbophila, 1263 nucleotides. RefSeq lists its product as hypothetical. The record is from RefSeq and is a predicted model, not a curated record. The coding region runs from base 1 to 1263 and encodes 420 amino acids. The transcript has a single exon. NCBI's taxonomy places the organism in Eukaryota, Fungi, Ascomycota, Dipodascomycetes, Dipodascales, Trichomonascaceae.
AUGUGUGGAGACUUGUCGAGACUCGUCGAGCAAACCAAAAAUGCUCGAGGGUCCGAAGGCCAUGAACUCACUUACUCAUUUGCUGUGAUGACCGCUCAAGAGCUUGCUAGACGCACGCCUUCGCUGCUCACUAAAAGCGGGGAGCUGGUGACGACCUCGCUUCCUGCAACAGUUAGCGACGUUAGAAAACAUUUUCUAGAGAGGUACUAUGAAGUGGACCAGGCAGUAGUUGGUGUUUCGCCAAUUGUCCCCCAAGCUCUGGUAAGCCACCUCCUGAGCACUAAAAAGGACGGAGCGCUCAAGGUCAAAUAUGAGAAGGGAGAUAGCAUCACAAACAUGGAGGGUGCAAUGCACACUGUAGUGGUACCAAUUGCUCCCCAUGUGCUUAUUUUUGGUGACCACCGCUAUGAAAACGAGCACCGAGUCCCGCUAUUUCCUGCCAAAAACGGGCAUUUGCAGGCCCGGCCGGUGAUUAUCAGUGCCUUAGUUCAGCCGGAUUUCGAAAACCAUAGCGUUCUGUUUGAUUUGAUUAAACUCGACCGAAAUGCUGUUGGUGAGCCUCUAGAAGACAAUUGGCAGCCGGCGAGCGCAGAAAAAAAAGCCAACCCGAAAUUCUAUAUCGAAUACGAAAAAAGUUUGAAGCAGCAUAUGAUCUACCACUUCACCACUGCGAAGGCUCUGCCUAGCAACGCGGUCGCCUUGUCGAAAGAAGACCUGAUUGCCCGCAUCCGCGAAGGUCAGCGCGAGGGGCUAUUCUAUCAAACGCACGGGUCUCUGCUGUCUAUUGAGAUGCUCCUGAACAUUGUUUACGAACAACAGCGGGUUGAGCACAAGUUACUGCAUGAGCUAUGUCCCAAUGGAUACGCUUACACGUGGGACCCACCCGCGAUUUUCGCCAAAACCAUUGAUUCCGACAUCCUGGACGAGGUCUGGGCGGCAGCAAUGCUACGGCUGACGCCUACUCGACUGAAAUUACUGGCGUUCAAUGACUGGAACAAUGCCAACAUCAUUGUCAGGCUGACCCUCGCCAUGCACGUUCCUGUGGUUGCUAAGGGUAGCCUGUUUCUUGGUCACAACCAAUCAUACUUACCUCCUAAGCAGCUGAGGGACUGUGCAUUAGUUUUGCACAGCAACAGCGAUGCGUUCGGGCAAAACGUGGAGACCGAGAUCGAGUUCACGAGCCUCGACGGAGCCCUCGGGGCAAAAAGCUCGCUAGCCGCACAUCUCCAUCGAGCCCACAAAUUCCCUGCUAUUUACCUGUAA